This is a messenger RNA of Emys orbicularis (European pond turtle), 2835 nucleotides long. RefSeq names its product NACHT, LRR and PYD domains-containing protein 3-like. Bases 1 to 2835 code for a protein of 944 amino acids. Gene Ontology annotation, cellular component: cytoplasm. Gene Ontology annotation, molecular function: protein binding. The transcript has 10 exons. NCBI's taxonomy places the organism in Eukaryota, Metazoa, Chordata, Testudines, Emydidae. The record is from RefSeq and is a predicted model, not a curated record.
AUGCAGAUAAGAAAUCAGAAGCAGGGCUUCACUUCCGCACUGAGCUGCCCUGACACACGCAGAACCAGAGGACACAUCUGGGAGGGGGCUGCAGAUGGUGCUUCUUCCCACAGCCUGCAAGAGAGACAACGGCACAGAGGGAAUAAAAUGGCUUCCAAACAAAGGCCUAUGGUGACUGAAGGUGACGUUAUAGCCUUCAGCAAACACAUGGAUAAUUAUAGCCCUUGGGAGCUGAUGAAGCUGAGCGAGCACUUCCGUCCCGACAUGGUCUAUGUCAUAGAGAACGACAUUCCCAUUGUGCUGCAGGAACUCACCAGCAGACGCGUCAUCACUGCUCAGCAGGCCCAGGAUUACAGUGACUGGGAGAAGAACCACGACUCAACCGGCACCGCAGAGAAGCUAGUGCGUGAUAUUUUCGCUGUGAGCUAUGCUGCGAGGCUGGGGCUCUGGACAUGUCUGUUUGCUCUGCAGAGCAGAUGGGCUCACCCCAAUCUCAAUGGGAUGCUGGAUGAAAUAAUUCAGAAUGGUCACAAUCUGUUACAGGAAAUUCUCCUGAAUGAAUCGGGACAUGCCCUCGACCCAGAACUGAAAGCUUGUCAGGUAGAGCACAAAGCCAAACUCCGUGAUCUCACAGGGAGGAUGAAGGAAAACAAGACUCCAGGGCAAUCUGAAGGGCAGAUUUUCCCCAUCUCUAGCCGCUAUGUGGAGCUGAAGGUGGUCUCAGACCGUCACUUCAAGAAGCAGACACACCAGGAACACGAGGCCCUAGCAGCAGCUGGGGAGCUGAAUGAAUAUCGCCUCCAGAGGAGAAUGAAGAGUGAGCUGGAGCGCAUUGCCCUUGACCGGCUCUUCCGCUGGUGCUUUCAAUCCCGCCGUGUCCCCCUGUCUGUGAUGGUGAGCGGAGUAGCCGGCGUGGGCAAGACAACCCUGGUGCAGAAAUUCAUCUUUGACUGGGCAACGGGGAAGCACUACCAGAAAUUUGCCUUUGUUUUCUUCUUCAAGUUCCGGGAAGUGAAUGAGGAAAAGAUGAGUCUAGAAUCUCUGAUCUGUCAAACAUAUCCACCCCUCCGGGACAAGCUCCCAAGAGUCCUGGAAGACCCUGAGAAGCUGCUUUUCAUCUUUGAUGGCUUGGAUGAGAGCAAGACUGAUUUGAAAUUAAGCAGAGGUGGAUCCCAUGAGCUGUGUAUGAAUCCAGGGAAUGUGAAGCCAGUUACUGUGAUUGUCGCCAGCCUGCUGAAACAGACUCUGCUGAAGGGAUGUUCUGUGCUGCUGACCAGCCGCCCCAGCAAGUUGAUCAGUUUGGAGGCUGGAGUCUUCCAUAGGGUGGCCAGUAUCGUGGGCUUCCUCUCCAAGGAAAGGGAAAGAUACUUUUCCAUGUUCUUUGGAGAUGAGCGAGUCUCCAGAGAGGCCUUUGCGUAUGUGAGGGACAGUCAGGUUCUGUACACGCUGUGCUACAACCCAUCUUACUGCUGGAUCACAUGCACAGCCCUGAAACCCUGCUUCAUUGCCAGGGCAGGGAGACCACGGCCUGCACCCAAAACAGUGACCCAGCUCUUUGUGAGCUACGUCACCCAUAUUAUGGCCAAUCACACCCAGGAGCGGCCUGAGCCUCAGAGGAUGCGAGAUACAUUGAUAAGUGUUGGAUGGUUGGCUGAAUACGGCAUCACAGAUCGCACACUUGUCUUUCAGCCGCAUCACUUACAGGUUGCCAAUGUGGAGUUUUCUCCAUUCCUCACUGGCUUCUUGGUGGAGAACCCUCAAGCUGAGGGCUCUUCCCAGGUGACCUACGCCUUCCUUCACCUCACCAUCCAGGAGUUCUUUGCUGCCCUCGUGCAUUACCUAGAUUACAAGGAGGACAAGUUCAGAGACACAAUGGCUAAAGUCAGGUCCUGUAAGGAAGGUGACUAUGAGAUCUUCUCUCGCUUCCUGGCUGGGCUCUCCCAUCCUGCAACCAGGAUGCCCCUGGAGAAAUAUGUGGGGCAACUCAAGUUCUCUGCAGAGGCAACUCACAAAGUUAUUGGGUGGCUCAGCGAGAUGAACUAUGAGGAGCUGCAGAGCAGAGAAGAUCCUGAGGGGAAGAGGAGGCUGAUGAAUGUAUUGAAUUUGCUGUUUGAAUCCCGGAACAGCCAACUUGUGCGUGACGUGGUGGGUAAAGAUGCCCACGUGGACUUCUCAGAGUUAUACCUCAUGCCAGUGGAUUGCACAGUCCUUGCUUAUGUGUUGAGUUGCUGUGAAGAAAUACAGCGCCUAACCCUAGAUUCCGGCUUCAUCCAGAACGAGGGCCUGGAGCGACUCAGACCUGAGCUGCACAAAGUCAGAGAACUGAGCCUCUCAGACAAUGAUUUGAAGGAUGAGGCAAUGAAGAAUAUUUGCUCUGUACUAAAGCAUCCAAACUGUAGGCUAGAAGACCUGAGACUAGAGAAGAACAUGUUCACAGAAGCAUGCUGUACAGACCUGGCCUCCGCCCUCAAGGAGAACCACACCCUCUUCAAUCUUGAUCUGACCAGAAACAAAGUGCGGAACAAUGGCCUUUAUGCCCUGUUAGAGGUGCUUAAGGCCCCACAAUGCAAGAUUCAGAAAUUAGUCCUCCAGGAAAAUGGUUUAUCAGAUGACUCCUGUGAGAGGCUCUGCUCUGCUCUCUCCAGAAACUCCACCCUCCGGCAUCUGAACCUGAGUGCGAAUGUUUACACUGAUCGGUGCGCAGAAGACAUGCGUCGCCUUAUCCGGACCAGCUGCAGCCUCACCAACAUCAGAUUGAGUUUGAACGACUUCUCUCCAAAAGUGGAAGAGCAGCUGAGGAGCCUGCAGAGAGCAGGCCUGAAGAUUCAUAUUUAA